GGAUAACUCUAAACUAUAAAGCUUGCCCACCACUAAUAAAAUACAAUCGUUAAAACCACUGCAAAUUAAAAGAUUCCAGUUGACCCCCCCAAAGCGGCAAAGCCUUGCAUCAAUCAAUGGCUACCAAAGAAGAACAGCCGCAAGUCUUGGAAAACAAAGAAGAACCAAAGGAGGAUGGUGAGCUACCCUUAGUUGUUGUGCUUCGUCCCAAAAACUUCAACCUUCCCCUCGAAGACCGCUUACAGAGUCAUUUCCACCUACUUGACCCAAAUGACUCGCCUGAUGAGUCGACCGAGUCCUUCCUGUCUCACCAUGCCCACUCGGCUCGUGCCUUACUCUGCGUGGGCUUGACCCCUCUCACUGCUGACACCCUUGGUCUCCUCCCUAGCCUGGAACUCGUGGUUGGGUCCAGCGCUGGUGUUGAACACAUUGACCUUCACGAGUGUCGCCGCCGUGGAAUCAGGGUCACCGGUGCUAGUGCUGCCUUCUCUGAGGACGCUGCUGACUAUGCCGUGGCACUGUUGAUUGAUGUUCUGCGUCGAAUAUCGGCUGUUGACCGUUUUGUUCGAGGCAGGUUAUGGCCUGUGAAAGGAGAACAUCCACUCGGUUUCAAGUUAGGAGGAAAGCGAGUUGGGAUUGUGGGGCUGGGAAAUAUUGGUUCCCAAAUUGCCAAAAGGCUCGUGGCCUUUGGCUGCAGCAUUGCCUACAACUCAAGGAAGAAAAAGCCAUCCGUUCCAUUCCCUUACUAUGCAAAUGUCUGGGACCUUGCGGCUAAUAGUGAUGUCCUAAUUGUUUGUUGUGCGCUCACAGAGGACACUCACCACAUAAUCAACAGGGAUGUCAUGACAGCACUGGGAAAGGAAGGAGUGAUAAUUAACAUUGGACGUGGACCUCUUGUCGAUGAGAAGGAACUGGUGCAGUUUUUGGUGCGAGGUGAGAUUGGUGGUGCAGGUCUUGAUGUGUUUGAGAAUGAACCUGAUGUGCCGAAAGAGCUAUUCAAAUUAGACAAUGUUGUGUUGUCUCCGCAUUGUGCUGUUGUGACCCUAGAAUCCUUUGAAGCAUUGCAGGAUCUGGUGAUGGCCAACCUUAAGGCAUUCUUUUCAAAUAAACCUUUGGUGUCACUUGUUCAAAGUGAAUAAGAAGACUAUCAAAUCAUUUCCACUUUUUGUGCAAUGGUUUUGACACAAACGUCUUGUAUUUUCAGUUUCAAGUGAUCAUUUUUUUAGCUUCAAGUUCUUGAAUCAUAACAAACACAAAGUUGCUGAAAACUUUGUGCAUUUCCUGUAUUGGCAUUGCCUUCUUUUGUAGGCUGCUUUUAGUGCUAUUUUGAUUUCAAGUGACUUCCCUUGAGCUGGAAAUAAAUGGCUCAUAAAGACUAGAUGGGAAAAUAGGAAGUUGGGUUCCUCAGACAUGUAUAACUGUAAAUGUUCUCCAGCCAUUUACAUAAAAUCACUCGGUAUGUUUUCCAAAUU
Molecule: messenger RNA, 1472 nt
Organism: Quercus lobata
Lineage: Eukaryota; Viridiplantae; Streptophyta; Magnoliopsida; Fagales; Fagaceae
Product: glyoxylate/hydroxypyruvate reductase HPR3-like
Exons: 2
Coding region: 117-1139 (340 amino acids)
Cellular component (GO): cytosol
Molecular function (GO): glyoxylate reductase (NADPH) activity; hydroxypyruvate reductase [NAD(P)H] activity; NAD binding
Source: RefSeq, a predicted model, not a curated record